AUGGACCAGCUUCAGGGGAGCCUUUCUAUAGCAUUUUUGGGGAAUAAGGAUGAUGCGAGUGAGAUUGAGAAAGCACAGUUGGGGAAUAAGGAGCACCUCUCCGAAUUGCGAGUAAUUUUCCAGGAAGGAGAUGAAGAGCAGAGAAAAGGUGAUGAAGAAAUAGUGAAAGCAUUGCAACCACAUCAAAAUUUGGAAUCUUUAUCCAUUUUGUAUUGCCAAAUUGGCACCACCGAGUCUCUCUAUUGGAUCAAGUCUUUACGCAAUUUGAGAAAACUUAAUCUCCUUGACUGGAGAUUUUGUGAAUUUUUGCCUCCUCUUGGAAAAUUGCCAUCGCUUGAAAUUCUGGAGAUAGACGGGAUGAAGAAAGUGAAAACGGUGGGAGUUGAAUUUCUGGGAAUAGAAGAAGAAGAAGUCUCAAGAGAUCUAUUCCCCAAAUUGAAACGACUUGAAUUUAGAUUCAUGGAGAACUGGGAAGAGUGGGCCUUUGUUUCUGAAAUCACAAUAAUGCCACGCCUUUCUGAGUUGCGAAUUGUUCGGUGCCCAAAGCUAAAAGCACUGCCAGAGUUCCUCUACAAGAUAACGGAACUGCGUACUUUGGAGAUCAGGGAUUGUGACAUUCUGGAAGGAGAAUACAAAAAGGACGUGGGGAAGGAGUGGCACAACAUUUCUCACAUCCCAAACCUCACAAUCCAAUCUGGAAGGAACUGA
Molecule: messenger RNA, 708 nt
Organism: Rosa chinensis
Lineage: Eukaryota; Viridiplantae; Streptophyta; Magnoliopsida; Rosales; Rosaceae
Product: putative disease resistance RPP13-like protein 1
Exons: 1
Coding region: 1-708 (235 amino acids)
Source: RefSeq, a predicted model, not a curated record